AUGACCGUCACCUUCACUGCCUCGUACCGCGUCGUCGACGCCGCUGCCGCCCAGCGCGUCCAGGAGCUCGUCCGCGCAGUCCGCGACGCGAGCGCCACCGAGCCCGGCACGCUCGUCUUCUCCCCCGCACGCAAGGCGGGCGACGACCUCGCGUUCUUCGUGUAUGAGGAGUAUGCCGACCAGGCGGCGCUUGAUGCGCACCUCGCCACGCCCCAGUUCCAGGCGCUCAUCGGCGAGGCGGAGACGCUGUUCGUCGGCGGUAAGGCCGGCCUCAAGAUCGAGUACUAUGACAAGCUGUAG
This is a messenger RNA of Vanrija pseudolonga, 300 nucleotides long. It is a transcript of the gene lsrG, whose product is annotated as (4S)-4-hydroxy-5-phosphonooxypentane-2,3-dione isomerase. The transcript is spliced from 3 exons. The record is from RefSeq and is a predicted model, not a curated record. NCBI's taxonomy places the organism in Eukaryota, Fungi, Basidiomycota, Tremellomycetes, Trichosporonales, Trichosporonaceae. Bases 1 to 300 code for a protein of 99 amino acids.